Grammomys surdaster is the source of this 792-nucleotide messenger RNA. Its product is annotated as coiled-coil domain-containing protein 7-like. The transcript has 4 exons. The annotation marks the transcript as partial. NCBI's taxonomy places the organism in Eukaryota, Metazoa, Chordata, Mammalia, Rodentia, Muridae. The record is from RefSeq and is a predicted model, not a curated record.
GCGCAAGGGAUCAGGGUGGGUCUGGCGCGUGCCCUGUGGUCGGUUGUUACCACCCUGGGCGCAAAGGCCCACCUUUCCCUUUCAGCACAGAUGUCAGUUUGUACUGGGGCAGAGCUGUUGUCUGGGGAGUUUGCUGGCAUCUUACAAAGAGGUCUAGGAGACUCCGAAUUUACAACUUUCUCAGACAAAUAGAUUCUCACCUUCCAGCCUGCCUCCCCAAAGCCAAGGCACCCAGUAAGACAACUUCCAACAGCCUCAGCAGCAUCCAGAUCCUCCUUGAGAGCAAAGUGCAUUCACACCAAGUCAAGAUGGCAUACAAUUCAGGACUUACCUUCAGAAUGAUGAAAGGACGGAGAGGAUAACAGAUCCUGCAGCACAACUGGAAGUUCUGAAUUUUUCACAUCUAAUUCGGAAGCUAAAUCAGCCACAAAAAUGAAACGGGCAAAGCAUCCAUCAACCAUUAGUAAGAAAUUGACAAGUGUUCCAGAAUUCCCUUUUAAAAAAGGACUACUGAAUUUAUCACCUAAGCCAAAAGAAAAGUGUAAUACCAAGUCAACACCUGAUAAAAAUGAAGCAAUGGUCCUGAGGUCUCCACCCACUGGGGAGUCAAUUGUACGGUUUGCCUUGCCAAUACCGUUGAGUAAGACAAAGCAGUUAAUAUCAAAUGAUGAAAUGAUCAGGAGAAUUACCACAAACCUGAAGAUGGUUGUUUCUACCUUGGAAAACACCUAUGGAAAUCUCAAUGAAGACAGAGAAAGAGGAGCAGUAAAACCUGAAGCACAAGGCUUGUCU